Molecule: messenger RNA, 550 nt
Organism: Paramisgurnus dabryanus
Lineage: Eukaryota; Metazoa; Chordata; Actinopteri; Cypriniformes; Cobitidae
Product: adhesion G-protein coupled receptor G6-like
Biological process (GO): adenylate cyclase-activating G protein-coupled receptor signaling pathway; cell surface receptor signaling pathway
Cellular component (GO): plasma membrane
Molecular function (GO): G protein-coupled receptor activity
Source: RefSeq, a predicted model, not a curated record
AUAUGUUGUGAAUUGUUCCUAUGCUCAAAUGACUCCAUUUGCUUUGCUUAUGAUUAAUAUGACGAAUAUUGAUGAAAAACAGUGGGAAAUCUUGUCAUACAUCAGCUAUAUAGGCUGCAGUCUGUCUGCCGUAUUUUCUGCUUUCUCCAUAUUGUCCUAUAUUGUCAACAGUAAUGCCAGGAAAGAAGUGUCCACCAGCAUCCAUGUGUCUCUGAGCGCUGCUCUGUUUCACCUCAACAUCAGCUUCAUGCUCAGUGAAUGGGCCGCCACACUGAAUAUAAAUGAAGUUUGUGUGUUUAUUGCUGUGACGAUACACUACAGUCUGUUGUGUUGUUUCACCUGGAUGGCCAUUGAAGCUCUGCACCUCUAUCUUCUUCUGGUCAGAGUCUUCAACAUUCACAUCAAGCACUACAUGGUCAAGCUCUCUCUCAUUGGAUGGGGAGUCCCAGCUCUUCUUGUUGGAAGCUUGCUAUCAGUUCAUAGCAGUAGUUCUGUGUAUGGUACUAAAAAUAUCACAUUAUCAGACACAAAUCAAACAAAUGCAAUGUAA